Molecule: messenger RNA, 198 nt
Organism: Clunio marinus
Lineage: Eukaryota; Metazoa; Arthropoda; Insecta; Diptera; Chironomidae
Source: the annotation of a GenBank genome assembly
AUGUCGCGAGAAAAUGUGGCUGCAAAAUCUCUGAUCUGGAAUAAGAGAUUGGAAGUUGAGUGGAUUUAUGAUGAAAAACUUUACAUAGGCAUAAAAUUCUCCUAUUCGAGAAGAUUUUCUGAUAAACAUGUUCAUCAAUUUCAAAUAUUUGACCAUUCAAAUAGACAUCGCAUCAAGCACGUAUCAAUCUACGCAUAG